Aegilops tauschii subsp. strangulata is the source of this 953-nucleotide messenger RNA. Its product is annotated as small ribosomal subunit protein uS7. Gene Ontology annotation, biological process: translation. Gene Ontology annotation, molecular function: RNA binding; structural constituent of ribosome. Lineage: Eukaryota; Viridiplantae; Streptophyta; Magnoliopsida; Poales; Poaceae. Gene Ontology annotation, cellular component: small ribosomal subunit. The record is from RefSeq and is a predicted model, not a curated record.
CUGUAUAAAAGAGGAUCCCCUCGCCCUCAUCCCCGCCCCGCGCGCCGAUUCCACUAGGUUUUCCAACUCCCCUGCAACCGCCGCCGCCACCUCCCCUCCCCCCACCACACCCUCAGCCAUGGCGGUCGCGGAGCCGGUGCCCGGGGGCGACGUGAAGCUCUUCAACCGCUGGACCUUCGAGGAUGUUCAGGUGACCGACAUCUCGCUGAACGACUACCUCGCGGUGACGUCGAUGAAGCACUACACUUUCCUGCCGCACUCCGCCGGUCGCUACUCGGCCAAGCGCUUCCGCAAGGCGCAGUGCCCCAUCAUCGAGCGCCUCACCAACUCCCUCAUGAUGCACGGGCGCAACAACGGAAAGAAGAUCAUGGCCGUCCGCAUCAUCAAGCACACCAUGGAGAUCAUCCACCUCCUCACCGACGCCAACCCCAUCCAGAUCAUCGUUGAUGCCAUCAUCAACAGUGGUCCACGUGAGGAUGCUACCCGUAUUGGGUCUGCUGGUGUUGUGAGGAGGCAGGCUGUGGAUAUCUCCCCCCUGAGGAGGGUGAACCAGGCUAUCUACCUUCUGACCACUGGUGCCAGGGAGAGCGCCUUCAGGAACGUCAAGACCAUUGCUGAGUGCCUUGCUGAUGAGCUGAUCAAUGCUGCCAAGGGCUCAUCCAACAGCUACGCCAUCAAGAAGAAGGACGAGAUUGAGCGUGUUGCCAAGGCUAACCGUUAAGAUGGAUGUGCAUCUGAGGGUCUCGCUUUUGGCUGGAGAUUUUGAAGUGAAUGUGUUUUACAAGAUAUCUAGAACUGUUUUAGCUAUGCGUUAAGUUUUAUGGAAUGAACAUUUCGAUGUAGUGGCAAGAACGUGCCUGAUGCUUGUCUUUGUGAAACCUAUUCCUGUUCAGACAUAUUUGGAUAUGUUGAAUGUCGAUGUGUUCUGUCAUAAUAUGUCUUGGUUUGAUCUA